This is a messenger RNA of Jaminaea rosea, 2946 nucleotides long. RefSeq names its product barren-domain-containing protein. Gene Ontology annotation, molecular function: chromatin binding. Gene Ontology annotation, biological process: mitotic chromosome condensation. Gene Ontology annotation, cellular component: condensin complex. The record is from RefSeq and is a predicted model, not a curated record. NCBI's taxonomy places the organism in Eukaryota, Fungi, Basidiomycota, Exobasidiomycetes, Microstromatales. The transcript has 2 exons. Bases 1 to 2946 code for a protein of 981 amino acids.
AUGGCAUCCAAGUCAAAAGGCUCGUCUUCGUCGUCCUUCGACAUGGAUGACGAAGAAGAUACCGCACCGCGUCGUCCAUCCAACAGACCUCGAGUCUCACUCAACGGGUCUCGAGCCGCUUCCUCAGCGCAACAGCGAAGCUCAUCACGCCCGGACCCCUCGUCCUCAUCCGACGCGCCCGGUCCCUCAUCCUCGUCACGGCAGGCUUCGUCUUCUCAUACCAACCGCAGUGGUAUGAGCACACUGGCCCGCGCAAACGCAAGACGAGUCAGUAUGGCUCCAGCAGGCGGUCUCGCAGCCGUCCCAGCCCCGGCGCAGAAGUUGAACGUCGAUUCCACGAGCUUUGAAGAGUGGAUGAAGAUGGCAACGGAUAACAAGAUCAACUCAACCAACACCUUCAGCAUUGCACUCAUCGACUACUUCCACGACAUGUCUCUGCUUCGCUCCGAUUCCGGUGAUGGAACUAUCAACUUCCAGAAGGCCUCCUGUACGCUCGACGGCUGCGUCAAAGUGUGGACCUCUCGUGUCGACUCCGUAGUGAGCGAGACGGGCAAGCUCCUCAAUGGCCUCGUUGGGGAUGGCAGCAAGGGAAGCAAAGCGGGAGAGGAUGACGAGGAAGGCGACCUCGAUGGAGAGAUCGAUGGCGAGGGAGCAGCUGGUGGCGGGAAGGGAGGGCGCAAGAAGAAGACCAAAGCCAAGGAGGCAACCCUGGUCAAGAAUUUCUCAGCUAUUGCGGUCAAGAAGCUCGACCUCGAAUAUACGGUGGACCCGCUCUUCAAAAAGACCAGCGCAGACUUCGAUGAGGGAGGCGCAGGUGGUCUGCUCAUGAAUCACCUCGGCGUAGACGAUAAGAUGCGGGUCGUUUUUGAUGCUGGUGAGGCAGAGGGGCUGCCCGAAGGAGAGGAAGAUGAUGCCAGCGACGACGAAGAGGGGGAAGACGACGAAGAGGAAGCAGCCAAGAAGCAGGCAGCGGAUACGAUCGACCUCUCCCGCAUGCAAGCCAAGCUCUUCAGCCUCGCUCCUCUCUCCCUCUGGGCAAGCUCAGCAGAUCCAAUUGCCACGCUCCUGAACGGGCGGCUCGUCUGCCCAUCAUUGGCACGCUUCUCCUUUGCCCCGGAUCAAGAGGGUGACUUGUUCGGCCAAGCAGAUGACGACGGCGGAGACGACGAUGCCAACGCGCAUGACGACGGCACUUCGCCUUUCGACCUGGGCUACAUGAAUCCCGCAAUCACUGCUACCCCGUGGGGUGGGGAUGAUGAUGGACCCGCCUUUGGGUACGGGGACGAGGACGAGGACAGCAACGCAGAUCUGUUUGGUGUGCCAGCCGACCUCGAUAGGGACGGGGAGGUCUUCGGCUUACCGCCUGAGCGACCUGCGGGAAUGCACUCCCAGAUGGACGAGCACGAUGGAGGAGAUGGUGGCGGAUUCGAUUUCAUGGAUGGCGGCGGCGGGGAUAAUGACGAACCGGAUAUGGACAUGGGCAAUGGCGAGGAUGGUGGAGCUCCCGUCCGCUGGGAUCCGAGACAAGGGCCAUCGCAGCAUGACCUGCUUCUCGCGUUCAAGGGCGUGUCAGGGAACGAUGAUGAAGGACGAGAAGGAGGUGCCGACGGUGGAGCUGCAGGGAGCGGCGGACUUUUCGACUACUUCGACCAGCGGCUGAUGAAGAGCUGGGCCGGCCCUGAGCAUUGGAAGAUGCGUAGUCGUCUUGCUGGAUUUGGCGGAUUGGCGCAACAGCAGCAGCAGCAGCAAGCAAACGCAGCCAAUGGCGAGACAGGCGCAGAUGGUACGCCGACAGGCAAGAAGAAGCGCACCGCCAAGGAUCCCUUUGUCAUCGACUUCCUCAACGCCGAGCCGCCCUCAUCCAAAGAACUCUUUGAGCCACCAAAGACGGCAAGCAGCAUUCUCCUCCCCAAGAUGCGGCAUCAGCCCGAAGCCUUUUUGCUUCCAGAGGAUCGCCACUUCUCUUCGAGGAUGCUGCUCAGGCUGUUCAGCAAGCCACGGGCGGUGCUCAACAUCCGCACGAGGAGAGGUGGCCUGAGAUUUGGUGCCAACCCUGGGCUGGGUGGCUUUGGCGCUGGCGCAGGCGAUGGAGAGCUCGACGAAGCCUUCUGGGCGCAGCAACAAGCCGCCCGCGAAGCUGAGAAUGGCGCAGGGCUAGACGGAGGCGACGGCGUCGACUUUGCCCUCAACGACGAGGCCCCGAUGCCCCUGGACACCCAGUUCUACCACGACGGCGACGACGAGGGCGCAUUCGAGCUUGCCUCUUCUCUUCCACCCACGCAGACCAACCCCAACUCCGCAGCAGACGUCGACGUGGCCGACUUCGAAGAGGAAGACUUGGCUGCUCAGGCUGCUGCCUUGAAGCGUGUCAGGCCAGAGUAUGUCAACUAUGCGAAGAAGGCGAAGCGGGUCGAUGUCAGGCGGUUGAAGGAGAAUAUCUGGAAGGAGCUCGCCAUCGAGGUGGGAGCAGAUACUGCGGCGCUGCAGGAUGAUGGCGACGAGACGGCCGAGUCUACCGCCACGACGACUUCAGCAGAGCCCAAGACGUUCCGCUCGGUCCUCUCAGGUCUACGCAAGGCAUAUCCCAAGGAGAAGAUGGACGAGAUCAGCACGUCCUUCUGCUUCAUUUGCCUUCUGCACCUGGCCAACGAGGAGGGCCUGGAGAUCAAAAUCGGGCAGCGAGGCCAAGCUGCGCAAGAGGCGGCCGUGCGCAACGCUAUGCUCGGGGCUAUGACUCCAGGUGGGAGGGUGAUUGCGGAGGAUGAGGAAGAUGAGAGUGAGGAGGACGAAGACGGACUGAGUGUAAAGGGUAAGCUUCAUGGUCGUCGAAGGGUCGGCGACGACAGUGAUGACGAUGAUGUCGAGGAGGCCAAGUCAGCGCUUACGGUGGGUAGACUGGAGUACCUGCGUAUCAAAAAGGACCCGAAAGCUGGAAGGAGCGCCUGA